This is a messenger RNA of Ixodes scapularis (black-legged tick), 1347 nucleotides long. RefSeq lists its product as uncharacterized. Gene Ontology annotation, biological process: regulation of DNA-templated transcription. Gene Ontology annotation, molecular function: DNA-binding transcription factor activity; sequence-specific DNA binding. Bases 1 to 1347 code for a protein of 448 amino acids. The transcript is spliced from 3 exons. The record is from RefSeq and is a predicted model, not a curated record. NCBI's taxonomy places the organism in Eukaryota, Metazoa, Arthropoda, Arachnida, Ixodida, Ixodidae.
AUGUCCGGCCUGACAGAACUGUCCAAGGACGAGGCGGCCGAACGCCUGGCCCGCAACUGGAAGGCCAUGUGUCCUCCGCUCCCCUCCAGCCACGGGCCGGCGCUGCUGGACAACAGCAACAACAACGUGGACGACGCUCUGACGAGCCUCCACUGGCUCCAGAACCUCAACAUCAUGACCAGGCUAGGGGCCCCCACGCCGCCGACGCCGCCCGCGAGUCCGCCCGGAUGCGGGACAGCGUGCGGGACCCCGUCCUCGUCCGGUCACCGGACGGCGAUGCACGGCGCUGGACACACUCCUACGGCCCUCUCGAGGUGCGUACCGGUCGAAGAGCCCGACUACCGGAGCCAGGGGUCCAGCAAACCUCCCUACUCGUACGCCACGCUCAUCUGCAUGGCCAUGAAGGCCAACAAGAACAAGAUGACACUCAGCGCUAUCUACAAGUGGAUACGGGACAACUUCCUCUACUACCGGAACGCGGAUCCGAGCUGGCAGAACUCUAUCCGCCACAACCUAUCCCUCAACAAGUGCUUCAUCAAGGUCCCCCGCACCAAGGACGAGCCGGGCAAGGGCGGCUUCUGGCGCCUGGACCCGGUCUACGCUGACUCCCUCGUCGACGGUGUCUUCAAGAAAAGACGUCCCGCCCAGCGACACCCGGGAGGCCCCGGCACCAACAACGGCCCCACCAGGCGAAGGAAUCGGGACCGCACGUCGUCUUCCAAGCGAGCCCUGACCCUCCCCAUCGAAACCAGGGGUCCUGCGGUCAUUGUCGAGCGAGUGGAUCCAGCCGCGGUCGUGGUCAUGGACUCCGCGAGUGCCACGGUGCCCCUGGACGACGUCUGUGGCGACCUGGGCGACACCCUCAAGAGCGACCUCUCCUGGAUCCUGAACGAGGGCGACCUCGACCUCGAUCAGCAAUUGGACCGCUUUAGGGCGUCCGAAGACACCGCGGCGGCGCUGCAGCUGGAAGAAGACCUGUUCGGGAGUGGCGGGGUUGUGGACGCUACGGCGGCCGUAACGUCUGUCAACGGCGUGCCUGGUAGCGCGGACUGGUGGACCUGCUUCGGCCCUAGCGCAGAGACAACGCUGUGUUUACCGGUGCAAGGUACCUCCGGAACGGCAGUGCAGACUUUUGGCUUGCUCUACGGCACCGGUACAGACCCGGAGAGUCCAGACAACGGGGUCGUGGGUCCUGGAGGAAUGGUCUUUGUGGAUCCGACGUCUUCUGCGACGGCCACGUCGAUAGCGCAACAGCAGCAACCUUGGGCGGAUUGUAAGGCUGCCCUCGAGGCGGCCGCCUUGGAGCUUGAGACGUACGCCGAAAUGGACGCCGUAUCGACUUACUAG